Didymodactylos carnosus is the source of this 444-nucleotide messenger RNA. NCBI's taxonomy places the organism in Eukaryota, Metazoa, Rotifera, Eurotatoria, Philodinida, Philodinidae. The record is from the annotation of a GenBank genome assembly.
UCACCUGUUGUAAAUCUGCAAAUCUUGUUUUUUUUUUCAAUGAAAUUAAAACUAUAUAAUAGGAUUACAAGGGUCAAAAUUUGUUUGAAGAUUUUAAUAUAAAUUAUACACCAACAAUGUUUUUAUGUAAAUUGGUUCGUCGAUUGUACACAACUGAAGAAAUAGAGAAGAGAGUGGUGCACGAUGAUCGUAUGACAGCUAUUAAGAGUAAAAACUUAUUUCUGUUUUAUCUGAACCUAAAAUUUUUUUUUUGGUUAUCUUUUAGAAGCUGUUAGAAUAGCUUAUUAUCCAGAUGAACAAGUCAAAUUUAAUCUCUUUUGGGGAACAGAAGCUCAUCUUUCACUUCAAGGUCAAUGUCGAGCUCAAAAAUCUGGUACUCGAAAACCAGAACGUGUAAAUGGUAAUCAUUUGGAUAAUCAUCCUAUUGAAAACAACAACAUUUAA